Molecule: messenger RNA, 3680 nt
Organism: Phymastichus coffea
Lineage: Eukaryota; Metazoa; Arthropoda; Insecta; Hymenoptera; Eulophidae
Product: dynein regulatory complex protein 11
Exons: 11
Coding region: 165-2693 (842 amino acids)
Molecular function (GO): protein binding; ATP hydrolysis activity; ATP binding
Source: RefSeq, a predicted model, not a curated record
UCUUAGUCUAAGCGUUUAUCUACGAAAUUACUUUGGUUCAAACAGAAUCAACUGCAUACCAUCGCUGGCAAGUGAAAAUUCGAUUAUUGGAAAUCAUUACUCAUACACUCAUCCGAAUAUAAAAUUGUUAACAGUAACUAUUUACAACCGAAUCGUCGCUAAAAAUGUCGAAUGCAAUGUACGACGAGAUAUGGCGUAGCACGCAAAAUCUACUGGAAGAGACAGUGCAGCUGGACUCAAUGGUGCAACAAACGAAAGUGCCGCGAGAACGAGCCGAAGUUCGAGGACAAUUAGCCGAGUUGUAUGUACGUUACAUUGACAUUGGCAACAAAAUCGAGGAGUGUUACGAUCAGAUUGUCCAGCCGCAAAAGCGGCCAUUAUUGAAAAGAAUUUUGGAUUCGCUAAUCGGCAGAGUUUUAGAGCUCAAGCAUGAAUUGGUCGAGGUGGAGUUAAGCGAGUAUAAUUAUUGCGAUGACGCAUUGCUUAGUCGAAAAUUAACUCCGGACGAGAUAGAACUGCGAGUGCCCAGAUACUUCAGGAGGGAAAGAGAACAAGAAAUUCUGUCGAGGCGAAAAUUUAUCGAGGAAACGCUGAGAAAUCUCGGCGAACUAGAGGAAAAGCCAGAGUGCAAAAAGAUGGCGGAACUCGAAGCAAUAAGACUGAUACAGGCGCACGAGCGAGCGAGACAAGGCCGCGUGAGAUUCCAGUUCAUGAAGGAAAUUCUGGAGACGAAAGAGAGGUCGACGAUAAGAGCCGAGGCAAGAGCUCCGGACGCUACGACCGGCAUCGCAGCUGCUCUCGAGAUUCAAAAGGUCUGGCGUGGCUACACGACAAGGCGUGGAAUUCGUCAACGAAAACUCGACGAAAUGCUGUUGAUCGGCAUGUUGCAACCGUCGCAAACGAUUUCGAACAAUGCGCGCAAACUGGAGAAAAUCGAGAAAGAACGUUACGAGAAGCAAAAGGAGUUUCAAGAAGUUUACGACGCCUAUACCGUCGAAGCGAAAGAGAGGAUUAGAUUAGAGAAAAGCGCGUUGAUGGAGGAAAAUAUACGAAUCGAAAUUCGCAACUGGAUCAACACGUACUACAAGCAAACUUGUAAAAUUCCGGAGCUUCCGUCGGCUGAGAGCGGCGGUAGUCGCAUAAUUUUUAGCCGACAGGACACAGAAAGUAGAUUGAGUAAUUCGACAAAUCGCUCGUCGUCGAAAGAAUCUAAACGUUCGAAAAAAUCCAGCAAGGGUAAGAAGGACAGCGAAGCCGAGCCAACGUCGGAUGCCGAAUCCGAGCCAGGCUUCAAGCCCGUCCCUUCCAAUUUUCUGCCAGAAUUAAUACAAGCGAACCAGGAGUAUCAAGACGUAUGGCGCGACAAAGACGAGUCGCGGAAUCUCGAGCAAGGGCCCUACCUCGACAUGGUCGACGUGGAAAAGAGCCGCGAGGUCGAAGACGAAGUGCGCGUCGAUGUCGAUCAGGCUUUGAGAGCCGACAUAGAAGCGCUGCAAGCGGCUCUUGAUCGGGACAAAGGCACGAAAGGCAAGCGUGCGAAAAAGGCGCCAAAGCGAGUGCGACGUAGCGGAAAGAAAAACAAACGCAAGAAAGAGAAGGAUUUGACGCCCGAUCGAACGACCGAGUCCCUUUUCGAGGAGCUACUGCAGCAGGGCAUUAUCAAACUCUAUCCCGAAGUACGCAUCGACAGCUUCAAUGGACAAAAGUCAUAUGCCAACUUUGACCUUAGAGCAAAAGGCAGUGAUCCCUUACCCGCUAUAGGCGACACAAGACAAAUCGUCAAAGAAUACUGCAUCCUUCCGCUGGGCAGCGAAGCACUACGAGAAAUGACGCCAUUGGUACGUUCAGUGCUGAUAGCCGGUCCACGCGGAAGCGGCAAACGGAUGCUAGUGCACGCGAUCUGCACGGAGCUCGGUGCGACAUUGUUUGAUAUUACACCGGCCAACGUUGCCGGCAAGUAUCCCGGUAAAUCUGGACUCAUCAUGCUGCUCCAUUUGAUUUCCAAAGUAUCCAGACUACUUCAGCCGUCUGUGAUCUUUAUGGACGGUGCCGAAAAGCCAUUCGUAAAAAAAGUGCCAAAGACAGAUAAAACAGACCCAAAGAGACUGAAAAAAGAUUUGCCAAAGUUCAUUAAAAGCAUAACGAACGAAGACCGUGUGAUUCUAAUUGGAACAUCGCGCAGUCCUUGGGAAGGAGACCAAAAACUCAUUUAUCAGACGUACGACAAAGUUAUUUUUAUUCCAAGGCCUGAUUACGGCUCCAUGUCGCUCGUUUGGAAAAAUCUUCUCUACAAGUAUUCAGGUAUCAGCCGACAAUUCGACACGUCGGGAAUGGCAAAAAUCUGCGAUGGAUUUACGAUCGGAACUGUACUUCAAACGAUAAAUGAGGUAUUAUACGGCAAUUUAAAACCAGUAAUAAAUCGCAUAAGAACAUUGCAUAUAACGAACUUUAUGUCGCAGGUGAUGACGACCAAGCGAAUGGUGCAAUUGAGAGUUCAGCCGCUCACGCACAUUGAAUUGAUAAACGCACUUAGCUCUAAAGAUCCAGUCUACCGAGAAGAGGAAGACGCUUUUCUAAAUUGGUACUCAAAGACGCCGACUUGUAAAAAGAAGCAACGAGUCAUCGAAAUGGAACUAGCGAAGAUGGAGGAAGCAAAUGAGAAAAGAAAGAAAGGAAAAGGCAAGAAAAAGUGAAAAUUCAGACGAGGCAACGUGAUUUGUUCUGUUUCCCCGACUUUUGGCACGUCGUCUGCAGUUUGUAUAUGUAGAUAUUGUUAUUGAUACAGCGGCUCGCAUAAUGAAAACGCAUAUGUAUACACAGUUAAUUAGAGAUCAGCAUACAAAAAGGCUAUGGGCGGUCACUUAAUCCUGCAUGUAUAUGUAAGAAUUCAUAUAGAUAAAUCGACAAAGAUCUAGAAUGAUCUUUCAAAAUGAUUUCUUUGAUUAACAUCAAAACGAUUUUUCAGAGAAAAGCCGCGAUUUUGCCAAAAUAUUGACCUCGAGAAUAACUAUAAAAGGCUUUACAUUAUAGCUGUUCAAUGUUUUCGAAUGCAAAUGCACAGAAAAAGUUCAAUCAGAAUCAGAAUACAAACGACGAUGUGUAAACAAAGAUUUGAACACAUUUUGUUUUAACUAUAUAUAUGUACUAUAAAGCACGUUACAUUUUGCUUUUUUAUGAAUUUGAAUAUGAAUAGUACGAAUUAAUUUGUCUACUCACUUGACGAAUUCUUUAAGCUAGCUCUUAAAAAAGUUCAAGAUUACGAAUUAUUCAUUUUGUAGCGGUUUGUACAGCGAAAAAAAUUAAUGAAUUAUAAAUUGUUAUUGGUGCGAACAUACUUCACUUGCCACAACUAUUGGCGCUUCUAAUUGACCUACUACCGUAAUCGAUAUACAAAAGUAUCGUACAAUUUAACAAUCUGCAUAAAAUUUACGGAACAAACGUGCAAAACGAUUUCAAAAGAUACUUGUGCAGAACAGAACGCUUCGAAAUUUAUAAGUCGUAAUUUAAACAAUAAAAUUUAUGAUUAUCAAUUUUUUUCAAAUGCCCACUGUUUCGGUUGGUAAACCAUAAGAAGGCAGGACAGGCACGAUGACAUUUCCCCGUUUACUGUGCAUGUAUACAUUUUUAGUUAGUUAUAUGCCUGAAUUGUUACUUUGCUGAUUAAGUUCAUAGCAAACUAC